This is a messenger RNA of Osmerus eperlanus (European smelt), 918 nucleotides long. Its product is annotated as interferon-induced protein 44-like. Bases 1 to 708 code for a protein of 235 amino acids. The record is from RefSeq and is a predicted model, not a curated record. Gene Ontology annotation, biological process: immune response. NCBI's taxonomy places the organism in Eukaryota, Metazoa, Chordata, Actinopteri, Osmeriformes, Osmeridae. The transcript is spliced from 5 exons.
AUGGUUCUGUGCCCCCCCCCCCCAACCAAGCGGGUCACCAAGCGUGCUAUGGUGGGCAAUUCCUCAGCCAGCUUCAUCAAGAAGCUUCAGUCCUACACCGUCCGCCUGGCGAAGGCAGAACAGGGGGCGGGGUUGACCCUGUGUGACCUCAUGGGCCUGGGCGAGGGCGGGACCACUGGACUGACACUUCACGACACCCUUGCUGUCAUCAAAGGCCAUGCACCAGAGGGACACAAGUUCAGCCCAGAACAACCAGUGAGGUCGGAGACGGUGGGUUAUGUGAAGAAGCCUUUGCUGAAGGACAAGGUGCACUGUGUGGUCUUUGUGGUGGACGCCUCGAAGAUCUCCACCUAUCCUAAAAGCCUGAGCGACACCUUCCAGCAACUCAGGGACCACAUCAGUGACCUCGGUGUACAUCAAGUGGCUUUGCUGACACAUGUGGACAAGAUCUGUCCAGACACGGCUCGAGACAUCACCCAGGUGUACAAGAGCAUGAUCGUUCACCAGACGAUCAACAAGGCUGGGGCUCUACUGGGCAUGUCCACAUCUUACAUCGUCCCGGUGAAGAAUUACUCAUCAGAGCUUGAUCUCAACAAGAACACAGACAUCCUCCUGCUAAGUGCUGUGGACCACAUCCUGCAAUAUGUGGACCUCUACUUCCAGGACAAUGUUGCAACAGAAUCUGUUUCAACAUUGUCCUGGAAGUAGACAAUAAACACCCUUCUUCAUUUUGAAGCUGUUUCUUUGAUAUCGUAAUGACGUUGAUGGUUCUCUGCUCACCAAGAUCACUGAUGUGAUCCCUGAGCUGCUCGAAGAUUAGAACCUAAACCGUCUGUUUGACAAAAACACAGUCUGCAAUUUUGUAUCUCAUUCAUCUCAUUGCAAAAAGUAAAUGAAUAAAGAAUAAAGUACUGCCUA